AUGACGGAUCUCACCAUUCGGAACCUGACGGCGACCCCCCUGGAACUGAAGGUCGUAGAACACUUCGGGGGAGAGCCUCGCAAUGGCAACUUCAAGAGCAGGAUAACUGGAAUCUUCAACUCGACUAGCACGUCACCCAACGGUGAUGGUGACCCCAAGGAGCGCCGGGAUGUAUCCAUACCAAUCCCGUGUUUCGAAACUCGCAAGACGGAUCAGGUCAAGGCGCCGGGCAAGGACGAGCUCCUGCGGCUGACCUUUGAGUCUGAAGGGCACCGGUAUCAAGUCGACAUACCGAGCUUCUCGCGACGCAGCACAGUGCUCAAGAAGCUGGAUGACGGCCCUCGCGAGUACACUGCCGUCUUCGUUGUUGCUGCCGGCUGCCUCGCCAUAUUCAGCUCGGCCAACCUGGCCUCCUGGAUGCGCGAGCUACGCGAUGACUGGCCGCUGGCAGCGCUGUCGAUCCCGGGCACGCACAACAGCCCAACCUGCCAUGUUGCCCUGCCGUCGGUGCGCUGCCAGGCUGUCAAUGUGCGGGAGCAGCUGGAUAAUGGCGUGCGGUUCUUUGACAUUCGCGUCCAGACCAACCCCGACAACUCGGACUUGAUCCUGGUACACAGCGCGUUUCCCAUUUCACUGACGGGCAGCAAGUACUUCCAGGACAUGCUCAACGACAUUUAUGCCUUUCUGGACGCCAACCGCUCCGAGACGCUCGUCAUGAGCAUCAAGCGCGAGGGCACGGGCAGGGGCACGGAUCAGCAGCUCUCCAAGUACCUGCGGGAGCGGUACUGCAGCGACGGCAACAAGUGGUUCACGGAGCCGCGCCUCCCGCACCUGGGCGAGGCGAGGGGGAAGAUCGUCCUGUUCCGGCGCUACGGCAACGACGCGUCGCUGGACCAGGAGCACGGUGGCCGCGGCUUUGGGCUCGACGCCAGCGACUGGCCCGACAAUUGCGCAAACGAGUUGUCGGGCGGUCCGCACAUUGCUCGCGUGCAGGACUUUUACGAGAUCACCCAGGGUCAUAAUAUCAGCAAAAAGGUUGACCUGGCACGCGCGCAUCUCGAGCGCGCCGGUGAGCCCAUCUGCCCUCCGGCUGCUGACCGGCCCGAGUAUACACCGUUUUUUAUCAAUUUCCUCUCUGCGAGUAACUUCUUCAAUGCCAAUUGCUGGCCAGAGAAGAUUGCGGCCAAGGUCAAUCCCGCCAUUAUUGAGUACCUGUGUACGGCACAUGCGGAACAGGGCAAGGGGCCAAACAACUUGGGUAUCGGUGACGGCUGUACAGGAAUUGUGGUUACCGACUGGGUCGGCCAGGCUGGCGACUGGGACCUUAUACGCUGCAUCGUGGGUUGGAACGCCAGAUUGCAACUGAAGCAGUAG
Messenger RNA from Pestalotiopsis fici W106-1, 1374 nucleotides. RefSeq lists its product as uncharacterized. Gene Ontology annotation, molecular function: phosphoric diester hydrolase activity. Gene Ontology annotation, biological process: lipid metabolic process. The record is from RefSeq and is a predicted model, not a curated record. NCBI's taxonomy places the organism in Eukaryota, Fungi, Ascomycota, Sordariomycetes, Amphisphaeriales, Sporocadaceae. The transcript has a single exon. Bases 1 to 1374 code for a protein of 457 amino acids.